AUGAAUGCGGAGCACGAUCUCAACGGCCGUCCAAGCAAGAGGCGAAAGCUAGAAACUGACAUCACCACAGACGCCACGCCGCCGCCCUCAACAGCAGAAGAAGACAUUGCGGGCGAGGGUACUUCUGCGAGCUUACAAAGACCUAUCAGUCCUCCAGUCGCCCGCAGAAGGAAGCGUUUGCCGUGGUCCUUGACACCGCAAAUACCGUAUGCGGAGACCAAAGCGCACGUGACCGAACAAACAAACGGGCAGACCCCACAAACGCGCACGGCUGAGGAAGAGAUAGACCACGAAGAGACGAAGUUCUACCCGUCGCCAUUCCAGCUCACGAAAAUCAGAGAUCUAGCGCCAUGGCAAAAUAUAGAUACGGUGGCACCGAAGGACAUCCUGGGAGAUCCUUUGAUCAAGGAAUGCUGGAAUUUCAACUACCUGUUUGAUCUGGAUUUCGUCAUGGAUCAAUUUGAUACGGACGUGAAAAAAACAGUCAAUGUGAAAAUCGUGCAUGGAUUCUGGAAGAACGAAGACGAGAAGAGGAUUGCAUUACUGGAACAAGCAAAGCGCUACCCAAAUAUCCAACUCAUAUCAGCCUACAUGCCAGACCCCUUUGGCACGCACCACUCAAAGAUGCUCAUUCUACUUCGGCACGAUGACAGCGCUCAGGUAGUCAUUCAUACCGCAAACAUGAUCCAACGAGACUGGACCAACAUGACGCAAGCUGUAUGGCGAUCACCACUCGUGCCUCUUCAGUCCAUUACCUCGGUCUCCCUAGCCGAUGAAGUUACGCUACCUAUAGGCAGUGGCGGUCGCUUCAAGAAAGAUCUUCUCUGCUAUCUCAAUGCAUACGGCAAGCGACUAAAUGGACUGACGGAGCAGCUCACCAAGUACGAUUUCAGAGCUAUCCAAGCUGCUUUUAUAGCAAGUGCACCUUCGCGUCAGACACCUAAUGCCGCGAGGCCAUCCGUACAGACAUCGUUCGGCUGGCUUGGCCUCAAGGAGAUACUGUCAACCAUCCCAGUAAGGAAGACAGCAACCCCGCUUCCUCCCAGCAUCGUCGUUCAAAUCUCGUCAAUAGCCACACUGGGCGCGAGUCCAGCCUGGCUCAACCAUUUCCACUCUGUGCUCAACCGCACAGCAUCUGCAAACCAUUCCUCGCCAGCAUCCUCCUUCUUCACCAAAGCCUCGUUCAACUCCAAAAAGAAGCCAGAGCCAGAGCUGAACAUCAUCUUCCCCACCGCCCCCGAAAUCCGCACUUCCCUCGACGGCUAUACCUCCGGCGCCUCGAUUCACACGAAAAUCCAAUCACCUGCGCAGCAGAAACAACUCGAGUACCUACGUCCUCUGUUCUGCCACUGGAAGUAUCAGGACCUUCUUCCAGACUCUGCUUCUACUUAUACCAUCCACGCAAGGGAGAGGCGCGAAGCUCACCGCGGUCCUGCGGCCCCGCAUAUCAAGACUUAUGUUCGCUUUGCUGAUGUGGAGAAACAAACUAUAGAUUGGGCGAUGGUCACGAGCGCGAACCUGAGUAAGCAGGCGUGGGGUGAGGUGGAGAAUAAGAAGGAGGAGGUAUGGAUUCAGAGUCAUGAGACUGGGGUUGUGGUUUGGCCUGCACUGUUCAGUGUAGAUGAGGACGCCGUUAUGGUGCCUGUGUUUGGGAGGGAUAUGCUGCAGGCUGGAGAUGUGUCUGGACUGGUGGAGGGGGACGAGAGAGAGAAUGGUGGGAGAAAGGGGAAGGGGAAAACAGUGAUUGGGUUUCGCAUGCCGUAUGAUCUGCCGAUGAGUCCGUAUAAAGCAGGCGAGGUUCCUUGGUGCGCGACGAUGCCGGAUAGCGAAGAGGACUGGAUGGGAAGGGUGUGGAAAGGAUAUUAG
Didymosphaeria variabile is the source of this 1866-nucleotide messenger RNA. RefSeq lists its product as uncharacterized. The record is from RefSeq and is a predicted model, not a curated record. Gene Ontology annotation, biological process: single strand break repair; double-strand break repair. Gene Ontology annotation, cellular component: nucleus. Bases 1 to 1866 code for a protein of 621 amino acids. Gene Ontology annotation, molecular function: 3'-tyrosyl-DNA phosphodiesterase activity; single-stranded DNA binding; double-stranded DNA binding. The transcript is spliced from 3 exons. NCBI's taxonomy places the organism in Eukaryota, Fungi, Ascomycota, Dothideomycetes, Pleosporales, Didymosphaeriaceae.